GGUAACACAGGUUACCGUCGCUGUGUAGCUAUUUAAUUUCAUUAGUUAAAAGGGCCAGUUUUGUGUAUACAGGCAGCAGCAGAGUGUUAUCUGUAUUUUAUCGUGGGUAAAUGUUUUCUCUGAUUGUGACACUUUGUCGUUUUUGGCCUUAACAGCAGAGCUAGCUAACUAAAUAACAGACUAGCCUGAUCACUGCUGUGGACGAGUUUGAUCAGAUCGUUUAUAUCUAAUCUCUAAUCAGCUGUUAAUUAUUUUCUGAUUAAUAUUGUGUAGCUAGAGAUGGGAGCGGGUGAUGGUCGGUGGUUAAUGUCACUGUGUGGAGAGAGUUAACUAAGCCCAUAUAGCAUAUAACAACCUUCAGCUCACAUGUCAAACCAACCCAACUGAAACGACUUUAGACUCUCACCUUCUGGUUUCAGGUGAUCUGUGCUCUGAUGAUCAUCUACUGUUGUGAUUAAUUGUCUUUAUACUUGAGCUUUAUCCAUCUAGAUUAGCUUGUUUGUUUGUAAAUGUUUAACCCUGUCCACAGUUUGGCUCAGCUGGUUAAAGCUGUGCUGAAUUUAUCUCUACUGUUACCUUCCUUGUUUUAGCUUUUUAAAAGCUGUUUCUCUUUGGUGUCUUUCCUUAUCGACCCAAGAAAGCAACUUUGCCCAGAGGGCAAAUGUCUAAUCAGUUAGCUAAAAGGAAUAGUUGCUGUUAAAGGAAUGUCUGUGCUCUCCUGUGAAGUGGUGUUGGCAGGGCUUUGCAUGUUUGGGGCAUACCAAAGCCUAAAACAAUGAACAAGAAGGAUUACAACAAAACAGGAAUGUUGUGACAUAAUGCUCUCACCGCUGUAAUCCCCCUGUGCUCUUCUGGAUCUGCAUUGUUUGGUCUGUUGUUUAUUAUUAUUUUUUUUGUUCUGUUUAUUUGCUUUUUUGGAUCAAUUGCCUGCAGAAAUUGAAGAACACUGGAAUUUCAAUGGAUUACAAAUCUUGGAUUUUGUGGCACGUGUCUAUCGGGUGAUUAUGGAUAGAAUGUAACCCAUAAGCUACUUCUACAGACUGAGACACAUCCCGACAUCCAUCACCUCCCUCCCUGCCUGACCUUUUAAUAGAGCAGGUAUUUGUUGUGAACAGAAAAAAACACUUUGGGCAUUACGCAAAUAAUUUAUCAAGUGUUUUCGCCUUGCACUGGCCAUAAACCUCUCUCUCUACCAUUAGCGAAAAAUCAUCUUCGUCCAACAGUCCCUGCAUAGUUCCUGUGAUUUUUAAGACGUUUAUUUUUUUUGUUGACUCAGUUUUAUGUUUUUGACCUCAAGACAGAUGCUGUUGAGCAGAUGCUGGCUAUCAAUGCUGUUUUAUAGUACUGUCUGUAAGCAACGCUAACAACACUUCAAGAAAGUGGUGUAAGGAUGAGCUUGUACUUUAUUUAAAGCUUUUAAAACUGAUAGUCACUUUCAUUUGUCACAUUUGACAUCAGGUUUUAGAUUUUUCAACACGUAAAAGAGCAGCCAUGCUUUGAGGAAGCACUUUAGUUCACAUUCGGCUGGGACAGUAAAUGAAUAAAUGUGAACAAUUAAUUGUUGCAUGUGACAUCCACAUCCUAUUUUUUUGGUUGAAACACUACAGUGAGCUUUAAAGGCCUGGACUGAUGGCCUUUAGGAUUACAGAAUUAUUUUAAUGCAUUGUUUGCAUUGUUGAACAGAUGUUUUUAUUAAGAGGAUUAAGCAUUUGUUGCUUUAAGCAAAAAGCACUAAGGAAAACAUAUUAGUUCCAUCAGGGAUUAGAAAACCUGACCUUUAGUGAUCUUUUUUGGACAAAAGGACAAAAAUAUCUAGAUAAUCUAGAAUCGACAGAACCAACUGGGAUCAUUCAAGAAACUACAGGAUGGACAAACCCAACCAGUAACCUGAACUCCUCGUUUCUUUUUACCGUCCCUGAUAAGGCUUUAGGCAAAGGUGUUCCAUAACUCUUUGGAAACACUUUACCUGCUGUUCUGUCCAAACAUUAACUGUUUUUUUCUCUAGUGAGUCCUUCUGAAACUCUACCGUAAAGUGUUCUGCAUGACCCGCUCAAAUCCUUCAGUUCUGGAUGUCCUCUCCUGACCCUGCGGAUCAUCUCCAGCUGUGAAAAUGCGCUCCCCAGGGCCACGGAGUUCGUCCCCAUCCCCAGUCCUCUCUCCGUCCCCUGGACUGGCCCAGGAGGCCCUGCUGCAUGGGCAGUUUGGGGGCUGGAGUAGCGGAAGCAGUGCAGGAGGAGGCAGUGGUAGUAACAGUAACAGUAACAGUUGCCCCAGCAGCCCUGGAGUAACGCUCCCGCCCAGUCCGGCCUCAUCUAGCUACGCCCUGACCCUCACCCCCACAAACAUCCAUGUCCAGCGGCUCUCCCCGCGCCCAGGAAAGGACUCUCGACUGCUGCUGCCGGUGGCGGAGCUGGCUGGGUGUAGCUGUCCAAGAGCACCGGCUCCACCACUGCUGGUGCUGUACUGGUACCCGGCAGGGCGGCGUAGGAAAGGUGUGUCCCGGCGCAGACAGGUCCGAGUGUACCUUGCUGAGAGUCGAGCUGAAGCAGAGAAAUGGAACGCAGCCAUUCAGUGCCUGCUGAGGGGAAUGGAUGUCAGUUCCAGUACAGAAUUUAGCAAAAGCAUGUUACCCCGCCCUCGUCGUCUGCUGCUAUUGGUCAAUCCAUUCAGUGGGCGGGGACAGGCAAUGCAGUGGUGCCAAACGCACAUACUGCCCAUGAUCAGAGAAGCAAACAUCAGCUACAACCUCAUACAGACAGAGCGCCAGAAUCACGCUCGUGAGCUGGUUAGGGAGAUCUCUCUGCAUGAGUGGGAUGGCAUCAUUAUCGUCUCUGGAGAUGGACUACUGCAUGAGGUAAUCAAUGGCCUCAUGGAGAGGCCAGACUGGGAACAAGCAAUAAAGACUCCAGUGGGAAUUCUGCCGUGUGGCUCUGGAAAUGCCCUGGCUGGCUCAAUCAACCACUACGCAGGAUAUGACAUGUGCCUUCGGGAGCCCCUCCUCCUCAACUGCUGCUUCCUUCUUUGUCGGGGCGGAGUCAGACCCAUGGACCUGGUGUCCGUGACGACAAGUCCCUUGCCGCCCUCCUCUUCGUCCAAUCAAAAUGGCCGUCCACCUGCUCCCAGAAGGCUAUUCUCUUUCCUGUCAGUGGCGUGGGGUUUUGUGUCGGAUGUGGACAUUGAGAGUGAACGCUACAGGGGGCUUGGCUCCGCUCGCUUUACUCUGGGAACGCUGGUGCGUCUGGCCUCCCUGCGAUCCUACAAAGGCCGCCUGUCCUACCUGCCCCCUGCAGUCAUCAACCCGUCCCCUGACGUGACCCCGCAGCCCCCUCGCCGUCCACUCUCCAGGAGCAUCACGGAGGGCCUGGAGGGCUUCUGUAGGACUCCUAUCCACCGCACCUGCUCUGACAUGGGCAUCAGCGAACAGCGGAGCCUUCGCAAAGAGGAUGGCGAGAGGGAGCUGGAGAGAGAGCGAGAAAGAGAGAAAGAACGGCAGGAGAGAGAGAGGGAGAGGAAAAGGAGGAGAGAUAGAGCGCAAGGUGUUGGCGUGGUGAGGGCUAGUAGCCUCGCGGAGGACCGGGAAAGGGAGAUGGAGGCAGAGGAGAGGAUGGAAGGAACGUCCGGGUCAAGCUCAGAGUCAAACGAACGCCAGGACGAGUGUGCGUCUGGGAAUGGAGAGGAAGAAGUGAAAGAGGAUGAUUGCAGAAGCAGUGGGACAGAGGGAGCACUAGAUGCGAGAGAUGUGAGCGAGGAAUAUGGUGUGGAUGAAGGAAGAGAGGCUGAGGAGUGCGAAGAUGAGCCCCUAGAGCCGCGGCAGGUGCUACGUAAAAACUCUGCCCCCUCCUCUCAAAUCAUCAAGGCUUUCUUCAGCCAGCCAAUCGGUGGCACCGGUUCAGAGGAGACACUGGAUGCAGACGAGGAUAUAAAUGGAACCUAUUUCCAGCGAGAGCCCUGGAAAGAGCCGCUGGACCCACGUGAACGUUCCCUCACCAUUUCUUCACCUUUCCGUCAUUCACCAUUCUCCUACAAAUCCAAAGGGGUUCUGGACCAGAACCAGAACCCAUCAAAACCUCGCCCACUCUCUCUUCUGCACCAGUCUCACUCAAACUCUCUCCCACCCAAAUUCCCUUCCCUCUCACUCUCCCUCUCUCCCACCCCUCCAUCCUCUCCAUCCUGUGCAUCCCCUCAUAGCUCCGCCUACCUCGCCCCACGGCCCGGCACCCCUGGCUCCUCCUCCCCAUCACCCUCUCUCCGCUCCCCCUCCCAGUCUUUCACCUUUGACCUGGCCGAGCCAGCUGGCCCAUUCAAGAACCGCUCUUUGGUCUCCACCCCUAGUACUCCACCCCACGACGACCUGCUGCCACCUCUGGACCAACCCUUGCCGACGCGGGACUGGGUGACUAUAGAGGGUGAUUUUGUUCUAGUGCUCGCCAUCUACCAGUCCCAUCUGGGCGCUGACCUGUUGGCUGCGCCGCAUGCUCGUUUUGAUGAUGGCCUGAUUCAUUUGACUUUUGUGCGGGCGGGCAUCUCCCGGGCUACGCUGCUACGGCUUUUCCUUGCAAUGGAGAGGGGUGCCCACCUGUCUAUGAGCUCUCCAUAUGUCAGCCACGUUUCUGCUCGAGCAUUCCGCCUGCAACCACUCUCCUCACGUGGGACCCUAACAGUGGAUGGGGAGGUGGUGCCCUACGGACCACUUCAGGCACAGAUUCAUCCCUCCAUGGCUCGUCUCAUUGUUGGAGAUUCUGGGGUAAAGAUCACUAGAUUCUGACCUGCUGGGAUUUAAACUGGAGAGGAUCUUUUCUACACACUCUGGCUUACGUAAUGCUACAGCAUCCACUUCUGGGAAGAGAGAUUGGAGGAUUGAAAUAGCCAGCAAUUGCAAUAACAGCUUUUACUGGGAUUUACUAAAAGGGAUUGCCUAAUCGAGCUGCGCACAAACGACCGGAUUACCAGCGAGUUUACCGAAGGGAUGACAAUUUGAGGCCUAUUGCACGACCACAGGAUUACACUUAUUUAGCUUUACUUAAGGCCGAAGCGUGAAAACAUUAAUGUCUGAAAAUAAAAAAGGGGGGUGUGAGGAGUGAAGCACUUUGAAUGUGUGCAUUGAGUCAAUGCGUCAAGCGUCUACAUUUUCGUAUUCACUUGUUUGCAGAUGCAUGAGUGGUCCUGCCUUAUUACAGAGUGAUUUGUGGGAAGGAGAGUUGAACUGAACACUAAGAACAAACGUUAUUUUUUGAACAGCUGUUAGGUAGCCACACCCUCACACGAAUGUGGCCCAUCUGUGUUGCAUAAUCUCCGUCCUUGGAAUGCCUUAUCCAGCUCUGAACUACAAGUGCAGUUUCCCAUCUUAGAUAAGCCUACCUUUUUUAUUACAAUUACAGGAUUAGACCAAGAAGAAGAAAAUAAUAUGUCCUCAUCCUAAAUGUAGUGGAUUAGCCAAGAUAUGUUUGGUGUCCAGUGUGUUUUUUUUUGGACUGGAGCUGUCAAACUAAUGUCACUAGUGAGCAGUCAAACCACAUACAGGUGCAUCUCAAAAAUUAGAAUAUCAUUGAAAAGAGAGCUAUGUCAUCUGCUUGUCAAAGUCAGUGCACUGUCUUUGCACAAAAUCUUACAGCAGUUCAUGCUUCCCCCUGCUGACAACUUUUAUGAUGAGGUCUUGUAAAAUAACCCCUCUAAUAUUAUCUAAUAUUAUUUUUUUUGAGACACUACCUUUUGUGUUUUCAUUAACUGUAAGCCAUAAUCAAAAAUACAAGAAAAAAACGCUUAAAAUAGAUCACUAUGUGUGUAAUACAUCUAUAUAAUGAGUUUCAUAUUUUGAACUGAAUUACUGAAAUAAUGUAACUUUUCAAUGAUAUUCUUAUUUAUUGAGAAGCACCUGUAUGUGGUUUGACUGCUCACUAGUGACAUUAGUUUGACAGCUCCAGUCCAAAAAAAAACACACUGGACACUAAACAUAUCUUGGCUAAUCCACUACAUUUAGGAUGAGGACAUAUUAUUUUCUUCAACUAUAACGAGUUUUAUAAAUCGCAAAGUUGCCUCAAACUUCAGCAAAUUAAUAAAUCCUCUCAAUCCCUCUUAUUUAUGGGUUUAUCCCAUCAUGAUGCUAUAUAUUGCAUAGUUUGUGAAGAUUUGGUCAUGCAGCUUUUGCAAGAUAGUAACCACUGUUAUAUUUUCUUGUUACUUAAAUUAGCCUGCAUGUUGCUUCAGUACAAAAAGGAAAGAAGCAAACAUCAGACACCAAACAUAUUGUAGCUCAUUGAGUUUACGAUUUUAAAAAAUAAUGAUGCUCUAAUACAAACAAAAGUGUUUUUUUAUGUGGCAUCAAUCAAAGAACCAUUUGAAGCACUUCUUUAAGUGUAUUUGGGCUAAAUGCAUAAUUAGAGAACUAUUCUUUCAUCCAGAAGACCUUGUUUGGUUAACAUCAGUUCCCAAUUUCCAUAGUCUCCUCCUUAGACAGACCUCCUUCUGUAUAUUACUGGGGACCGUAUUGAAGCAUAAUGAACUCGCUUUGUGUCUUAUGUAGCCUGCUGUCAAGCAUUUUUGAGGCUUUAGGAUCAUUUCAGCUCUGUUAUUAAAAAACAGAGCCAGGCCUUCAUUACUAUAAGGUGAAAAUAUAGAACAACAUUGAGUUGUGAAGUCAUUUGCUGCAGGUAGCAUUUAGGACAGUCAUCUCAUGGAUGAACAGUAAAACAUGGAUUAUAUUCUGGUGUAUAGUGCAUUUGCCUGAUUGUCUAAGCAAAAGCAUGUGGUGGUGGUGGUGGUGGUGGUGAUGUUAAUGCAAGUUUAACAAGCUGUGUUUGUUGCAGCACUACAAGAUGGUUACUUAGAUUUUUUUUUUCUUUCAAUUUUAUAUAUAUUAAAUAUCAAGUCCUUCCAAAUAUUAGACUUCAAAAGACCAGAUGAUUAUUUGGCAACUACUCGAAAUUCAUCAUUGUUCUGUUUAAUAUUGGGAAUGUAUGGGAUUGUGUUCAGAUACUAAUUUAUUAAAUUUUGUCGGACUUAGUCCAGAGUGUGUUUCCCACAUCUUUGUGUGUGUUUACAGGAAUGGGUUGUAGAAAAAAAAAAUCAAAAGGUUGUAUGAGCCAAACAGUGACCAUACAAUGACUAAAGAUAAAAUAGACCACAUUCUGCAAUCUAAACCUAGAAUAAACACAUAUUUUCCCCAAGGGAACAAAGAUCAGAAUAUCAAGUACUUAUCAAAUUAUGAUAAAGCAAAUGUGAAAUACCCAGAAAAUAUAAAUGUCAAUUGAAUGAAGACGGAGUUAACAAAUUCCCUCAGCAUUGGUUAAUUUGUAUUGAAGAAAGGUUCUAGACUUUAUGAAAACUAGUCUUUGCAGAUGUUGUGGGACUCAGGUGGGCAGUUUGCUUUUGGCUGUUUUUUAUUUUGUUUGGUGGACCAUGCUUUAGAGCAGUGUAAUACACCUAAAUAGUACUGAACUGCUGUUCUUGCUGACAAUGCCAGUUAAAGAUGUCUUGUUAAUAGAUUAUUCUAUGAUGCUUGUAAUAAAAGUAUAAUUAUUACUAAGAUUCAAUAGUAAAUAAAACAUAUAAUGUACA
Messenger RNA from Astyanax mexicanus (Mexican tetra), 7554 nucleotides. RefSeq names its product sphingosine kinase 2 (gene sphk2). NCBI's taxonomy places the organism in Eukaryota, Metazoa, Chordata, Actinopteri, Characiformes, Acestrorhamphidae. The transcript has 7 exons. Bases 2111 to 4765 code for a protein of 884 amino acids. Gene Ontology annotation, cellular component: intracellular membrane-bounded organelle; membrane; cytoplasm. Gene Ontology annotation, biological process: sphinganine-1-phosphate biosynthetic process; sphingosine biosynthetic process; positive regulation of apoptotic process. The record is from RefSeq and is a predicted model, not a curated record.